AUGGCAGGUGAUCAGGGGGAGGAGUCUUUGACAAUAUUUGUGGACAAAAGGAAGCUCAGCCUGGAGUCUUCGUCGGCGGGGGGCGAUGGCAGCCGUAACAGCAACAGGAACUCCAACACGUCGGGGACGGUGACCCUGGAGGCCCUCCACCAGCUGGCCGCCUCUUACUUCACGGACAGAGAGAACACACUGCGCAGGCUGCACCACCUCCAGAUCGCAUCCUCCGCCAUCCGGGUGACAGAAACCAGAACCGGGCCGCUCGGAUGCAGCAACUAUGACAAUCUGGACACAGUCAGCUCUGUUCUUGUUCACAGUCCAGAAAACAAGGUUCAACUGCAAGAGGAGUUCCAAAGCUUUGUUGGGAAACUGCCAACCCAUUACGCUGUGAACACAUCUGUGGUGGAACACAUGUGGAGGAUGGACAGCAGCCUGCUGCAGCGCCACCGGCAGCUGGAGGCCGGCAGCAGCCAGCUCCUGGCCAAAGCCCGCCGCACCGUUAACAAGCUCUUCAGCCUCAGCAAGAGGUGCCGAAAACAGCCCAAAAUAGUCCUGCAUAGGGCGAGGCCUCUGCACUUCUGGUUGAGCUACUCCCUCUCCAUUUUAUACUGCAGCGAGAACCACCAGGUUGGUGUUUACAGUGAUGAGAGCCGCAGCUGUUCCUGCCCCUACUCCCACCCCCCAUGCCAGGGCCUCAUUCCCUGCUCUGUGGGCGACGGUACCCGCUGUGCCUCCUGCUCUGCGGAGAACAGGACCCGAUGCACCAGCUGUAACCUUGGCUUCACCAUCACCCAGGGAGCCUGCCGCCCUGCCGUGCCCGACCCUACAGACCCCUACCUGGGGUUAGAAAGCGACCGCGACCUGCAGGAUCUGGAGCUGCGCUUCCUGCUCCAGCGGCGCGACCCCCGCAUUGCUCUGCACGGCGUGUUUGUGAGCAACGACGUGCGGGUCAACACUUGGUUCGACCCGUCGUGGAGGAAAAGAAUGCUACUCACCCUCAAGAGCAACCGGGUGAAGUCCAACCGCGUCCAUGUGCUGCUUGGACUGGCACUGCAGUUUUGCCUCACCAGAAACAGCACUCUGGAGCCGGCGUUGUCUCUGUUUGUGAAUCCUUUCGGGGGCAGUCAUUCGGAAAGCUGGACCAUGCCUAUAGGUCAGCACGGAUACCCUGACUGGGAGCGAACCAAACUGGAUAUCCCCUUGGACUGCUAUAAUUGGACUUUAACUCUUGGAAACAGAUGGAAGAGCUUUUUUGAAACGGUACAUUUCUACCUGAGGAGUCGCAUCAGGGACCCCGCGGGAGCCAGCAAGAACACCACGGUGUACUACGAGCCUCUGGAGGCCAUCGAGCCGUCGAAUAACAUCGGCUACAUGAAAGUGAACAGCAUGCAGCUGUUCGGAUACAGCGUGCACUUUGACCCCGAGGCGAUACAGGACCUGAUUCUGCAGAUAGACUACCCGUACACGCAGGGAUCACAGGACUCGGCCCUGCUGCAGCUCGUGGAGCUGCGCCUAAGGGUUAACCGGCUCUCGCCCCCAGGGGCCCCACACGUGGAUCUGUUUGCCUGUCUGCUCCGCCACAGGCUCAAACUGUCGAGCGCGGACGUGACCAGGAUACUCACGGCCCUGCAAGCUUUCAGUGCCAGGCAACCAAACCACACGGAGUACGAGGCGAACAAACUGUGUAGUUAAGGGCGAUUCUUUUGAUGUUUUGUACUAUUUCCUCUUGCCACAGAUAGGCCUGCAUCCUCUGUAGGCUGGAUCCAUUUGUGUCAAGUGUGUGGUAUGUUGUUCAAGGCUUUAUUG
Messenger RNA from Notothenia coriiceps (black rockcod), 1803 nucleotides. RefSeq names its product BMP/retinoic acid-inducible neural-specific protein 3-like. Gene Ontology annotation, biological process: negative regulation of mitotic cell cycle; cellular response to retinoic acid; nervous system development. The coding region runs from base 1 to 1689 and encodes 562 amino acids. The record is from RefSeq and is a predicted model, not a curated record. Lineage: Eukaryota; Metazoa; Chordata; Actinopteri; Perciformes; Nototheniidae. The transcript is spliced from 5 exons. Gene Ontology annotation, cellular component: cytoplasm; dendrite; neuronal cell body.